Myotis lucifugus (little brown bat) is the source of this 787-nucleotide messenger RNA. RefSeq names its product transmembrane protein 253 (gene TMEM253). Lineage: Eukaryota; Metazoa; Chordata; Mammalia; Chiroptera; Vespertilionidae. Bases 1 to 615 code for a protein of 204 amino acids. The transcript has 6 exons. The record is from RefSeq and is a predicted model, not a curated record.
AUGGGGGACAGAGCUGGUCAGCAAGAGCAAGGGAGACCCAGCCCUCGUCUGGAAAAGCUACAGCAUUGGGCAAGGCACAGGCAGAGUGGGCACCUCUUGGUGCUGGCGGUGAGCCAACUAUGGCUCGCAGUGGCUGUGGUGCCCUUGGCUGUCUCAGUUGCCUGCCUGAACUCUGCUUGUCACAUGGCCACCGCACUGCCGCUUGGACCUGGAGCACUGGGUCUCCUCACUGGGAUUGUUACCCUUGAGCUGCGCAGAGCACCCCGCCUUUGGAAGGUGCGCGCCAUGAUGAUAUUCAACACCAUCAAUCUGAUCUUGGGCUUCAUUGUGGUGGUGGUUGAGGUGAUGAAGACAGCCUUGGGGCCUGCAGCACCUGCCUCCUCCAUGCUGGAAGGCUUGUUGGUGCUGGAGCUCAGUGCUGAGGCUUUCACCCUAGGAGGAGUGCUGUUCUCAGCGUAUUCCCUACUCCUGCUAAACCAGAGGAAGCCAGGAUGCUGCAGGAGACAGAGUCUGCACUACCAGGAACUGCAGGAGGGUCUCUCUGAGUUGGAGGAAGUUACUGAUUUGGAGAACGGUCCCGCGGUGGCUAGCACAGCAAACCGAACAACUGAAUGAGGUGGCAAGGGAAGCAGACAAGCGCUGCUCUCCUACCCUGUGGGAGCGUUCUCCGGACCCUACUGCACCCCACCAAAAUCAGAAAACAGAUGGAGGCCCUAGAGACCUACAUGCAAUCCAGUGGGAAUGCCUUCAAUUUCCACUCAGACUAGGCCUCUUUCUCGUCUAGGGG